This is a messenger RNA of Anthostomella pinea, 588 nucleotides long. Lineage: Eukaryota; Fungi; Ascomycota; Sordariomycetes; Xylariales; Xylariaceae. The record is from the annotation of a GenBank genome assembly.
AUGACGAGUGCAGAAGGUGAUGAACAGGACAGUGACAUCUACGUUCAUGGCACGAAAGGAAUCCAGACCUUCCGCCUUUGCUCUUCGCCCCAGCAUUCUCGUGGGUCGCUUGUCCAGAGUUGCGCCGUGCUUCAUCAGCAGUCGGAAGAGCUCUUCGUCGUCCUUCAUGAUGGUUUUGCCCAGCGCGUUGCGGAGAAUGACGUCGCUGUGAAAGUCGGCGUCAUGGCGUCAUGUGCCCUCGGUGGUAUCGAUGGCCACAUCUGUCAAAUCCGGUAUAGGCAGCGAGCGGAGAGCGGGCGUCUGCUGUGGCCCAUCGACGCCCAAUGCACAAACAGUGCUUCCCAGGUCUACUGUCGAAAGCCAAUCCACGAGACGCGCAGAGCCGAAGCAUUAGACGUACCACAUGAGCGUAUCGUGGCCUUCGCGCAGGCGCUGGUUCUCCUCACGCAAGUGCGUGAUCUCAUCCUCAGUGACAGAGACGGCACGGGUAUUGUGGGUGCCCUCCCGCGAGAGUCCAAGUCGAGAGUCGAGUCUUACUGGUUCAGGGCCGAGUUGGGGCCGUCCUCAGCGACGCAUGAUCCGCAGUAA